This is a messenger RNA of Sparassis crispa, 1161 nucleotides long. RefSeq lists its product as hypothetical. The record is from RefSeq and is a predicted model, not a curated record. Bases 1 to 1161 code for a protein of 386 amino acids. The transcript is spliced from 9 exons. Gene Ontology annotation, molecular function: catalytic activity. NCBI's taxonomy places the organism in Eukaryota, Fungi, Basidiomycota, Agaricomycetes, Polyporales, Sparassidaceae.
AUGCUGCUCGGAGAUCUCGGUGCAGACAUAAUCAAGGUGGAAGAAGUAUCCCGAGGGGACGACACCAGGUCAUGGUAUCCACCGUCUGCUCCGACAUCCCCAAAGGCCUCCUCGAGUUCGUCCGAUCUUCCUCCGGAGUCAGCUUACUUCCUUGCCGUCAAUCGCAACAAGCGAUCUAUCACGGUGAACUUCAAAACCGCCGAAGGGUUAGAGAUUCUGCGGAAGCUCAUCCAACAGUCCGACGUUCUGGUGGAGAACUACAUACCCGGGAAAUUGGAUAAAAUUGGUCUUGGCUGGGAGGAUUGCAAGAAGAUUAACCCGAAGCUCAUCUAUGCCAGUAUCACCGGAUAUGGACAGAGUGGACCUUACCGGGAGUCUGCUGGGUAUGAUGUGAUCAUUGAAGCUGAGGCGGGCUUUAUGCACAUCACAGGGGAAGCCGACGGUCCUCCUUGUAAGGUAGGUGUAGCGGUGACGGAUGUUGCUACAGGGCUAUAUGCCCACGGUGCCAUUAUGGCUGCAAUUAUAUCUAGACAGCAGACAGGUGAAGGCGUUUGGAUAGACUGCAAUCUCUUUGAGACGCAGAUAGCUGGCCUUGCAAAUAUUGCAUCUAAUUAUUUGAUAGCUGGUCAAGAGGCUUCCAGACAGGGUACAGCACACCCCUCCAUCGUUCCUUACCAGGGUUUCCCCUGUAAGGAUGGAUUUUUGAUGAUUGGGGCUGGUAACGACAAACAGUUCAAACUUCUCGCAGAAAAUAUUCUGAAGAGACCUGACCUUGCAUCAAAUCCUAAAUUCUCCACCAAUCAGGCUCGAGUGCUCAAUCGAUCUGAACUAGUUGGCGUCAUUCAGAAAGCUCUCCUUGAGCAUAGCCAGCAGUACUGGAUAGAACAAUUCUCCGGUCUUGGGAUACCAUUCGGGCCAAUCAAUGAUAUCAAACACACUUUCCAGCAUCCUCAAGCAAUUGCAAGAAAGAUGGUCGUAGAGGUUGAGCAUUCUCGUGCUGGAAAUAUCAAACUGGUUGCACCUGCUGUGUCCUAUAACGGACAGCGAUUGCCAGUUUCUCGCCCUCCCCCAGUCUUAUCCGAGCAUACCGUCGAGGUCCUGCAGCAGCUCGGAUACAGUGACGACGAAGUAGCCAACAUGAAAAGGAGACACAUCAUUUAG